This is a messenger RNA of Amphiprion ocellaris (clown anemonefish), 2116 nucleotides long. It is a transcript of the gene rabl3, whose product is annotated as RAB, member of RAS oncogene family-like 3. Lineage: Eukaryota; Metazoa; Chordata; Actinopteri; Pomacentridae. Gene Ontology annotation, biological process: intracellular protein transport. Bases 38 to 742 code for a protein of 234 amino acids. Gene Ontology annotation, cellular component: endomembrane system. The transcript is spliced from 8 exons. Gene Ontology annotation, molecular function: GTPase activity. The record is from RefSeq and is a predicted model, not a curated record.
UUCACUGUUUUCUUCCGGGAUAUUUCUGUCACCAGAAAUGGCUUCUCUUGACAGGGUGAAAGUAUUAGUUUUAGGAGAUUCCGGGGUUGGCAAGUCCUCCUUGGUCCAUCUCUUAUGCCAGAAUCAAGUGUUAGGAAAUCCGUCCUGGACUGUUGGCUGUUCUGUGGAUGUGCGGGUUCAAGACUAUAAAGAGGGAACUCCAGAGGAAAAGACCUUCUACAUUGAACUCUGGGAUGUUGGAGGAUCUGUUGGCAGUGCCAGCAGUGUCAAAAGCACAAGAGCAGUCUUCUACAAUUCAGUUAAUGGAAUUAUAUUGGUACAUGACUUAACCAAUAAGAAAUCAUCUCAGAAUCUCUACCGCUGGUCACUAGAAGCUUUGAACAAGGACUCCUCUCCAACUGGAGUCAUUGUUUCAAAUGGUAGUGAUUAUGACAGAGAGCAGUUUGCUGAGAACCCAGUGCCUUUGCUACUGAUUGGAACCAAGUUUGACCAGAUCCCAGAGAAUAAACGCAAUGAAGUUCUCAACCGGACAGCUUUCCUGUCUGAAGACUUCAAUGCAGAAGAGAUCAAUCUUGACUGCACCAACCCAAGAUACCUUGCUGCAGGUACAUCAAAUGCAGUGAAACUUAGCAGGUUCUUUGACAAGGUAAUAGAGAAGAGAUAUUUCACAAGAGAUCCAAGUCAGAUGACGGGUUUCACAGACAGAAAACGGUUUAACUUCAAAAGUUUGCACUAUGACUGAGCAGCAGUGACAGCAGUGGUCUGUGGAUUGGUAAUAACAUCUGUGGGAUUCACACUACCAGUCAGCUAUCACACUCUCUGACUACACCCCCCAUGCCCUGCUCCCACUGGCUAAAAAAAUAUGUAAAUAGUUGAUACACUUGCACAAGAAAUUUGCAAAAGGGAGUUGAAAAAUAAAGAGUCAUGCUCUAGCAUUUUUUAAAAAAAAUUUAUUGCAGACCUUUUAACAUAAUAGUUUGUUCUUGUUUCAAAUGCAAAAAAAAAAUCAUUACACAUGCUUUGUCUUUUUUUAAUUCAAAACUCAGACCAAUAUUUUUUAAUUUUAUGUUUUGCCAAGCGUUAUCACCUAUAAAACAAGUAAAGAAAGAGCUGUACUCCGAGCCUCUGAAUAUUUGCUCAAGCAACGUUCCCCUAUUUUUGCAUCUUGUCUUUAAUCCAGGGGAGAAAAACGCCAAUUUUGGUGAAGACAUGUGGAAACUUUGGAUCAUUACAAUCUGUGCUCAGGGUGAAAGCUGUUAUACCUUGAGGCUUGCUGUUACAGAUGAGUGGUCCGCCAGAGUCUCCCUAAAAGAAAGGAAACAGAAGAACUUGACUGAGUAGGUUGUAAAAAGAUUACACCUAUUUUUCAUCAAUAAAAAUAUCAAUUUGGGAAAUUUUCCAUUUGUGAGUCUGCUUCAAAUCUAAUCUGAUUACCUGGCAAACCCCUCCCUUCUUUUUGAAAAACUUGGUGCAUAUCAUAUCCUUAGAAUCAAAAUAUUCUUUCCAGAUGUUUUUGCACUCAUCAUUGAACUGAAUCUUCUCCGUGGUCUCCCUCAGAACAUUUGAGGUAUGUCUGUCAGCUCCAGUCCAGCCCCAACCAGCCACAGCACAGUUAAUGUUGGCCGGGACUUUGCCAUUUUUCUUUGGUAGUCCAAUGGGUUUCACAUACCUAUUCAGUGUGGCGUUGUUUUUUAACUGUAAAACAGAACAGAGAAUAAGUUGUCUUUGCUUUUUUUUUUCACAAAAAGUUCACUUUUCAUGUUUAAAAUUAAACUUAAUUUAUUACUACAAUGUACAAAAUAGUUUAAAUAGAUAGAAAAUUCUUUGUAAGUUUAGAUGUGAACUUUUCCACAGCUUCGGCUUACCUGAAGUAACAUAAUGUCAUUAUCGUAUUUUCCAUUGUAUUUUGGAUGCUGGUAGUACUUGGCUACUUGGAUCCACUGCUGACUUUUCUCUUUCUUGGUAAUGUCAUGUGCGCCAAGUACUACUGUCAUUUCUUGUGGUCUGACAGAAAAAUGAAGAAGUGAUUUAAAAAUAUGUAGUUACGCUCAGCAUUUUGUAAUUACAAUUACUAUAAAAUAAAGUCAUAAUACAAUUAUUAAAGGUGUUCAUCAGC